Molecule: messenger RNA, 14656 nt
Organism: Anastrepha ludens (Mexican fruit fly)
Lineage: Eukaryota; Metazoa; Arthropoda; Insecta; Diptera; Tephritidae
Product: serine-rich adhesin for platelets
Exons: 8
Coding region: 863-7357 (2164 amino acids)
Molecular function (GO): protein binding
Source: RefSeq, a predicted model, not a curated record
UUUGAAUUCUACUUUCUGCCUUUCGCAUCUUCGCCGUCAUUGUGGUUGGUUGUUCUGAUUAAUAGUUUCGCACGCGCUUUAACCAAAUUCAUAUUUUUUUUUUAUAUUGCAAACACAAAAAAAUUGCAAAUCGAAUAUCUGUGCAAAGAUUGCGAUAGAUUAGUGGAUGCUAAAAGAAGCAAAUUAAUCGGCACCGAAACUUAUUUUAACAAGUUUAGAGUGAACACAAAAAUAUUAAUAUGGUGUUGACAUUGUGUAACAACGACAGUGACAACAAAGAACGCUGAUAAAUAAUUCGCAACCAUUUCGAAAAGUCUGUGUAAUGGACUGAUAAUUUGUGCAAGCUUGGCAGAAUAUUAGAGGAUACAAUUAUUUUAAUCUCUGCUUGAACUUCAAUAAAGUGAUACUAAUUUCUUGUUAAUCAUGACCCAAAAUGGCAUGUGAUAAGUCAAAUUAGUAAAUGGGAAACAACGUAAAAUGACAAGGAAAAAUUUUAGUACGAUAUUCUGAACAAGUGUAUUAAAAUUAAAUAAAGUGGAAGGAGAAUAAAAACGACAGAACGUUACAAAAUAAUGAAAAUAAUUAAAUGCCUAAAAUUACAAACGUGCGCAUGGAAAAUAGAUGAAAUACAGAUAGAGAAAGUGCAAAAAACACAAGAGUGCAACGCUAAACCAAAAACUAUAUAAAAAAAACCCUACAUUUAUUGGGAGCAACUACAAAUUUGAAGAAAUGGACUAUAUUUUCAUAUAACCUAAACUAAUUUAUAUUUUUAAUUUCUAUCUAUAAAAUAAAAGCGAAAAAAACUGAUAAAUAUAUCGAAGAUAGAAGAAGUAAACUCAAAUUAAAGGUGCGCAGGAAGAAUAUGAGUUAUAUUACAAACAAUGAAAGCGAGAAACAAAAUCCAGUUCUUCGUGAAGAAUCAACAAUACAAUCCUCUACAGUGACUGCAGUGGCCGCUUCUAUAAACUCGACAACAUUAAGCGGCUCACAAAUUUUUCGAACGAUUGCAGAGCAAAUCGAAAGCGCCGAAAAUGGUAGUAGUACCCAGAGGGACGCAACGCUAAAAGAAACUAGUGUUGGGCAUCAGUUUUCUGCAUCAAACAUAGAACAUUUGACUCCAAUAAAAGAUAAAUCUAUGUUUGCUGCUAGCGAUGAUGGGGAACUGGUAGGCAAAGUAAUCGCUGAGUGCGAUGAAGACCGUAAGGCAGCGGUUGCGGGUACGACCACGAAUAUCACUACAACUACACCUGCUGAUGCGAGUCACCGAUUAAAACUUCUGCAAACAAGUGAUAAUUCGUCUCUUUACGAUUCGGCAACAACAAACAUUGCAACUGCUGCAACGGAUGCUGAGAAUGCAAGCGAGGUGGGGGAUGGUACAAGAGUGCCUCGUUUUAUUAAAGACGCAUUCGGUACACCAGUAACAAUAAUAAAUGCAACAAAAACAACCGAUUCGCUUUUGGCAUCAUCUGCACCAACAACAACGUCAUCUAAACCAUCAACACCACCCACGCCACCGUCAUCACCGACAUCGUCUACUUUACCAAUGUCAAAAUCUGUGGUGGCCGCACAAUGCAGCGCAACAGUUCUUACGCACAUCUCAAGCGAUCCCUCAUUCGGUAUGCAGUCGCAGUUGCGUCGCAAUCAGCAGCAACAGAAAAUGAAAAGCUAUCAUGACACUAAACAGGCAACGAUGUGGUCUAAAGAAUCUGUUCUGGGGACAAGCGCUACUGUGAGCAUCGAUGCAACGUUGCUCAACACACCAGCGGCGUUGGCAAACUACACGGGUAUUAUAAUAAAAAGUGGUGCAUUCAGUGCUACGGUUUCACCAUGUUCAAUACGCAAAAUAUCCGAUCCGAACACUAUGUUGCCUCGCCGUGUAUCAUUCCCGAAAAGUGACAAUGAGCUGGUCACAGGCUACUUGGAGCCAGCCAAUCCGUGGGGACAAGCAUGCUUGGUUAAGAGCAUCUCCGAAAUCGCCGAACUCUAUGUGAUGUCAUGCCGCAAACAUAAAACAAAACCCUUGCAAACUGUAUUGGAUCAUUUGAAGGGUGUUGAAUUAAAUAAACAACAACGCCAGCCAUUGUUAUCGUUGAAAUCAAUUAAAUUGGCAGCAAGCGAUUGUGAAGCAUUGGAAGAAAUUUUCAAACGGGUACAGUACAAAUUUAUAGAUCUCUCAUCGUGUGACCUGGACGAGUGGGCGACAAGCGCCCUUUUUGAAAUGAUUGAGUAUUAUGAGGCAGCUAAUGAGUUGGACAUCUCCUCAAACUCGGACGGUAUGACCGUACGUGGUUGGGCUGGCUGCAUGGCUAUGGUUAAACAUAGCGAGGAGCUGCGGGUACUAAUCGCCCAAGGCAAUCCAAUUUCGAAACAAAGUGCUGAUGGCUUGGGCCAGGCGAUAAGUACAUCCAAUUUGCAUACGUUAAAAUUGGAGCAUUGUGGUUUGAGAGGCGCGCUAGACGGAUUAUGCUUUAAAUUACGCUACAAUGCGACGCUUAAAGAGCUAUGGUUAGCGCAUAAUGAUUUGGAUUGCAAAGAUGCUGAAGCUAUUGGCGAUUUGUUGAAGGUUAAUCAUUACCUUGAACUAAUCGAUAUAAGUAAUAACAAUAUUAGAGAUAAGGGCCUUUUGUACAUCGUGGAAGCACUAAUACUGCAAUCACAUGAGCUGGAACGGCGAUCGAUGCUUCAGCGCUCAUCUGCAAUCGACGACGAUGAUAGUUUGUCAUCGAUUGAAGCCUCACAGACAACUGAGUUAGACUCUAGUGACUCGUUUAGCAAUAAUGGCAAGGGCAGUGCUGAAGAAAAUGCAGAUAUUAGUGAAAACGAUGAUAAUGUCUCAGAUAACAGACAAAAACAACAGACUAUUGUUGAGAAGUCUGUGGAUGUGGCCACUGAUAAAGCCACAAAUGCUAGUGGAUGUUCAGCAACGGCGAUUGCCGUUGUGGGUUCGUUGGAUGAAAUGGACGGUGAUGACGAUACAGAAGACACAGUGAAAUCAAGCAAUCAUAAGAAUGUGACAUAUGCGCCCAGUGGCCAAUCAAUGUUGGAUAAGUUGCUAUCGAUGAACAGUGAGAGCAGCAGCGAAGAGGGCGCGUCUAAUUUGUCGACAGAUACAAUAGCGGCAUGUGGUUCUGAGGAUGCGAGCAUCACCAGUGAUGACAUCUUUGAAGCGUCCGCUGGCACAGGGGCUACAAGUACACCGGCCGAUACUAAGAACAGCAAUUCCAGCGUGAAAGCGGCAACCGAUUCUACCCCAGCGGCGGGUGCGCGUAUUGAGCGAGAUACUCACAUCAAAGCGGGCCAAGGAAAAGUUGUAGACGAAAUAACAUUGAUUGAUAUUACUUCUUCGGAGACAGAUCCUGCCAGCACAACCUAUGACAAUAGCAGCAACGGUAGCAGUGCAGAGUUAACCGUUGCUAAUAGUAACAACCCCAGUGAGAGUGUAUCGACCACCUCCAAAUUAAGUAAUGAUGAAAAUAAUGGCAACAACAACACUACAAGUGGUGCUGUUACCGACAUUGGCAGUGACGAAGACGUUUGCGGCAAGUACAAAAACUCAGGGAAAUCGACCACUCAAGAUCAGGAUAACCAGAACCAGAAUCUUCUUUCGCACCAACAGCCAAAUGCUCCUAAUGUAGGUGGUGUUUUCGAAGUAACCGCCGGGGAAGGUGACUGCACAAUUGCCGAAGCGCCUGCGGCUAUCUCUGGUGUCGUUGGUGGCGAGCAUCUACCUGCCGAUCAUACAACAUCCUUAUUGCAGCAACAAUUGCCUUCUAAGGCUGUGGAUGUGAAUAAAAAUACAAAGCUGAACGACGAUUUUGAUGAUACGCAUAGCACUGAUUCUGCAUUUGAAAGUGCUUCUGAGGGUGAUAUUAGUCGGCAUUUGCCUGAAGAAUACAGUCGGCUAUCAUCUUCAUUUGAUGGUGCACCUAUGGAUGAUAUUGUUAAAGGUGUAGCUAUCGAAACGGGCACUAUUGCUACUGAGUCUACUGAGUAUUUGGCAGAUGCAGGUGUAACACCGACGUCUACGCCAACACCGCCAUCAUCGCUGCGCACCCACCAAUUAGGUGUCUCACUAAGCGCACUGGACGAAAACAUAGAUGGGAAUUGUCGUACAAUCACGCCUAAUACGGACUUCACAGCUAACACAUAUGCCAGUGUGGUGAAGAUGGUGAAAGAUGAAAAAUCCGUGACGAGACAGCCAACAGAAACUGCUAUUAGCCAACCUGUGACGACAGUAGAGGAAAAACACGACGACAAUUCCUUGCAUGAACUACCUGCACUGCCGAAAGUCACUAUCGCUUCUGAUAGCUUAGUGACCAAGGACAAAGAGGCGCUCAGUAAGAGUCCGAUUCCAACACCACCACCACCGUCAACAUCACCAGGCGGAGUUAGUGUCGGUAUGCGGCGUACGGAAUCUUCGGUCACCUUCAUUACACCCGCCACUCGCCAUCGCUCACAGAGUUCAGACAGUCUUUGCAGCGACAAUUCCCUGGACGGCAGCAUUAGUAGUGAUCUAAAUUUUUCCGCUUCAUCACAGCUCAAUGAAAAGUUGACCAAAAAUGACACACUCACGCGGCAACAGCGACAAUCGGACCCUCGUAACGAGCCGGUGGUGAAGACACCGGGUGGCCUGAAAGCGCUCGCACUCUGGAAUAACAAUCUAAGUAAAGAAGCUGGAUACUACAUAGCCCACUUAUUAGCAGAUACCACUUCGCUGGAACUGUUAAAUAUCGGCAAAAAUUGCCUUUCUAAUGACUUUGUGACACGUAUUAAAGAUAGCCUAAUACGGAAUACAACAUUGACGACACUGGGACUACAAAGUGCGCAUCUGAGUGCGAACGGUAUCGAAACUUUGGCAUCAAUAUUGACAUUUGGCGGUAAUAGCACGCUGCAGCGGUUAGAUAUUCGGGACAAUAAGUUGGAAGUGGAGAGUUUGACGAAAAUCGCUGAAGUGCUCAAAUCGAACACAACCAUUACGCAAAUCGAUAUUGAUGAUGAGCCCAAGCGAUUGUCGGUGGGCAGUGAGGCGCACAUGGAUUAUACGCGCGUCCUAGAGAACGUACGUUCAAUGUGUUCGCGCAAUGAAAAGACGCAGACACAGUUACAGUCGGACAAAUCGUUUAAUAGCGGUUGCGGGGGCACUGCUAAUAAGCGACGCGGAGGUUACUAUUUGGGCUCACGAAAAAUUUCAUUGACCUGUCAUACGCGUCCACUAGUUGAGUCUACUAAAGUGAUGACGCCCAAUGCAGUACCGUCAUCGGUGGUCAAUACCAAAUUGGAUGCGAAGCGUAAAACAGGCGCCCGUCUGCGCUCGCCUGUGCCUAGCCCACCAACAAUAUCGCCAUCAUCGUCGCCAAAUCGUAGCCGUUUUCAAGUGUUUCGUGUUACCGAAGUUAGUCCACUGACCUCACCAUUAGCACAAACGCCACCCUCGUCGGGAUCGUCCACAUCAUCGUUAGCCACCAAUAGUAAUAGCAGCAGUAUUUCUAUGCCUGCUGAUAUGCCAUACAAGAGUUCUGUGAGUGCGGUACCUGUGACAUGCUCAUUUCCAACUUCUAGUUCAUUACCUUCAAUGGCCACAGUCACGUCGUCGACUCAAUCCAUCAAGCGCUUCUCACCGUCGCCUCGCUCACGUUUUCUAGUGUCGAAGAUUUAUGAGGAUCCACGGGUGCCUUUGGCCAGUCGCUCGUUGCCUCCAAUUACACCACCGAUUCAUCUGCCACCGACACCAAUCGCAAAGCAUGCACCCGAAAGUGUCAAGCUAUCAAUAUUUUGUCCCACAUCAGAAAAGACAAGCACGCCAAUUGAAAACAAGCCAGUCGAGGGAAAAUCCGAAACGCUCGACACAAGUGUAACAAUAGCGAUCAACAGCAGUGACACCGAACUCUGUGUUGCGCAAGCUACAACAUUAAUAGUUACUCCGCCUACACCCGCCGUAGUGGAGUCCAGUGCAAAUAGCAGUAGCACAAAUAUGCCUGAUUUUAGUCCGAAUGUUAAUCAUAAAAAAGUUGAUAGUACAAAUGCAAUAGCCCGUAUGCAGACGCAACAAGAACAACAAUCGCAAAUAGAAACACAAACACCGUUACAACCAAAACACAUUCAACAACAACAACAAGAUAUUUCAGCGCAAAACAUUAAUGCACCAACCACUGCUGGCUGCCAAGCUGCCACCACCACCAUCACCACAACUACUACUACCCAGAACCCCAACAAUAAUUCACUAUCACCCAUCAACUCAUCUUCGUCCUCCUCUUCGUCUACAUCGCCUGCGUCGUUGCAUUCGAAUUCCUCAUCAACAUCGACUUCCUCAGCGUUGUCGGCCAUUUUUUCGAGCAGCUCAACAGAUUCCACCGAUGGCAUAAGUGGCAGUGGUGCAGCUCGCGGGGAGCUAAGUUUGCGUGAUGAACUUCUAAAUGCAACAUCCAUCCGUUGUCCGCUUGCCGUUUUCAAUGAUAAUGAUAACGACAUAACGCUCACUAAGAACUCGGCUCACGAAUUGGCUACGCCACCUUCGUCGGCGAUGGCAUCGGAAGAAUCGCAACAACGUCAACGCAAAGUGUCGUGGAUAGCAAACCCUGGCGCUGUAGACAAGUUACGUUCGUUGUUUUUCCAGCGUAGUUCAUCGCCUGAAAAUAAGCCACAAGCACCAGCAGCUGGUCCGUCAGCACAGGCAACUGCGACAAAUCCUACAGUUAGCACCCCCCCUACCAAUAACAACACAACAUUGGCCAUUAACAGUGCUGCAGCUUUCAAUAUGUCCGAUGGCGCUUUGAGUGAUGCAUCCUCCCAACAGCUCUUGCAAAAAUUCGUCCAUGCCUCGCAGCAGCUAAGUAAGGUGUUUCGGCAAAAUUUGUCAUUUGGAAAUGAAGUUGCAACAACAACAAAUACAUUUACUAGCGUUUUCGGCGCUACAGCAGGCGCUGAUGGUAGUGGUGGCGGUUGUGGGUCGCUACCAUCAUCAGAGCAGCAUGACGCCACGCUCAUUCCCACCGAAGUGAAACAAGAAAUCAAAGAGAACAUCUCACCGGAACAUACUAUUAAUGAGGAAACGUUGCAAGGCUUACAAAAGCUAGCAGGCAUUGAGGGGGCGGUGCGCUGUGUACAAGAACAACAGCAUCAGCAACAAUUAGCAACAGGAGCGGAGACGGGAGCGGGAUCGGGAGCAUCGUUGGAAGACGUGGAUGCUGCUGUGGUUAUAAUGAAACCUGCAGCCCUAGAAGAAUUCAAUGCCAAAUUGGCUGAUAACGCGAGCAUGGAUAGCAGCACACUCGCAGCCGCCGGAGCGUUGACAACCUUAGUCAAAGAGGAGCCCACAGACAGUAGUGCGGCGGCCUCGAAUGCUGCUGCCAGCACUUAAGCUAAAUGGUUUUAUUUUUUAAUUUCUAACUGUAAUCUUUAAACAUUAUUUAACUUUUUUUUUAUAUAUAUAUACAUAGAUUUUUUUUCUAAUUUAAAAAUUGGGAGUUGUAUUGUUGUACACUUAUAUAAUAUAUUAUUAAUCUAUACAGACAGACGAUAUACAUAUACAUGCAUAUACUAUUUGGCGAUCACGCACUUAAGUAAUUUAAAAUUAGUGGAUUUUCUAAUAUUUGUGCUAGCUUUAAGAAAUAUUCGCGCUUUCUUCUCUCCCUCUUUUAUACAAUUACGCUUAGGCAGUAUAUUUUUUUCCAAUUAUGCAAUUAUGUUUUCAAACUAGGUGAAAAACGUACAUACAUACAUAUGUCGUAUAGCAUGCUGUGUGUAUCGAUUGCACAACGCAUUUGCGAUUAGUACAGAUUUUUAUGAAUGCUAACGGCCUUAAGAAAAUCCAAUAACUACCGAUAUCGCUUAAAUUAUUUCAAGUCUCAGGCAUGCGUCGAAUUUCAACUGCGCUUUAAAACUUCAUAGACUCGAUCUACUCUAUACUCACGGUUUCUACAUUUUCAACCAAAAAGUGUGAUAAGUGGCGCUAGUAAUAAGGUCCAGUAACAGUGGAUCAAUAGUGUAGUACCAAAUGAGAGCAGAAUAAGUACCAAUUUUUUGCUAUUUAAGAAUGUUUGAACCUCGUAGGUUUGUGCUAGGAAAAUUUAAAAUCCAGAAACUCCUCUUCUGAUGGUCUAUUGCUCUUCUUUGGUUUUACAUUAUUGUUGCUCCUUGACGAGACAAUGUUAGUGUGUGUGUGUAUGUGUAAUUGUAAAUAUGUAUGCAUUCUGUUUGCCUUAGAAGCGGAAGUAAAAUUAGGUAGUGGUGUGAUAUGGUGAUGUGUUUGGUGUUGAAUUGAUGCUAACUGUACAUUUUUUCUUUAAUUUCUUAAAUUCGACGUGUUUGGGUGAUUUUGUGGAGAAAUUCUGUAAUGCGACACAACAGUCCCUUGUUAUCGAGAGUUUAUUGUUUUGAUUUCGGGCUUUGCUUAUGAUUCGAACAACAACAGAUGAAUGCAUUAAAAAUGUGUAAAAAUCGAUUAAAGGAAAUUAAAUUCAAAAAUUAAAACUAAAAUAUUAAAAAAAAAUAAUAAUAAGAAUAAAAAUAUUAAAUAAAAAAUAAAAAUGUCAAAUAAAAAACAAAAAUAAAAAUAUUAAAUAAAAAACAAAUAAAAAAUAUUAAAUAAAAAACAAAAAAAAAUAUUAAAUAAAAAACAAACAAAAAAUUUUAAAUAAAAAAAAAAAAUUAGAAUAAAAAAAAAAUAUAUUAGAAUAAAAAAUUAAAAAAAAAAAAAAUAGAAUAAAAAAUGAAAAGAAUUAGAAUAAAAAAUUAACAAAAAAAUAGAAAAAAAUACUAAAAAAAUUAGAACAAAAAUAUUAAAAAUAAAAUAUAGAAUAAAAAGUAACAAAAAAAAAAUAACUAAAAAGGAGAUACAAAUUAAAACAAAAAAAAUUGAAAUAAAUAGAAGCUAAUAUCGAAUCGAUACAAAGUCCAAAUACGGGUUCAUAAAAAAUUCUUUAUGUUAACAAUAAAACAGCCUUUGCGUAAACCUUUAUGGGUACGCUAUUUUUUUAUUGUGAAGUGAUAGUUCGAGUUCGUUUCAGUAGCGCAGUUCCGACUGCAAAGGGAGGAGCGCCUCAGUAAAUAAUGCUAAAAGUGUUAUUUUCUAAAUUUUGUAUUGAACUGUUGGUGACAUAAAAAUACGUGCAAAAGUUUCUAUGCAAAUCAACUUUUCGUUAACUUUUAUUUAUCUGCCGCUUAAGAUUUUUAUAUUAAAUACAAAGUUAAAUACAAAAUUAAAAAAAAAAAAUAUGCACACAUCUCUGUGUAUGUAAAAAGUGGAUUUAUUGAUUUUUGGUAACAACGUUUUUAAUAUUUUUUUUUAAUUUGCUAAGCGGAAUUAUUUCUACUUUACCCACAUAUCGUCGUCAAUAGUUAGAAAUACACUAAAUGGCAUUUUUCAAAGCGUUGAUUUUUUUAAGUAUUGAAGAAUUUUCUACUCAAUCAGAUUUCUACGCAAAUUUUUAUAACGGUAUUAAAAAUUAUCAGCCCUAUUAGCUUUCUAGGAAUGCCAUACAUUACUGUAGGCACACCUACAGUGGCGGUCAAAACAAUAGUAGCGCGACAUAAUGCGUUCGUGUUGGUUUUUAAUAAUUAGUCUUUUUGUUGACGGUAUUACGCAUUUUCUUUUAUAUAGCAAAUACAAUAAUUGUUUUUGUUAUGGAAGCAAAUAUGCGACACUUUCAACGAAAAACUGUCAAAAUUUGAUGAAAAGUGUGAAGUUAUAUUAUAUAUAUGUACAUAUGUAACUGCAUACUAGAAUUUUUAUAAGAAGUUUGAAGGUUUGAUGAAAGUUUGUUAAAUUUUAUGCUAUUUUUUUACAAAGUUUUAAACUUUGAGUUAAAUGAGGUAGUAUGAACUACAUUUUUAUAUAAAACAAAAAAAAACUAAUAUAAAAAAAUGAAAAGAAAUAAAAAAAAUGAAAAAAAAAAAUGAAAAAAAUAUAAUAAAAAUGAAGGAAUUGAAAAAUAUAAAUAAAGACAAAUAAAAAAUAAAUAAAAAAGUAAACAAUCAUAACUUGGCAAUAUGUCGCGCUAUUAUUUUUUGAUCGUCGCUGUCAAUAGAGUGGAAUGCUUUUUUAUUUCUUUUACUGCAAGAAAUUAAUCAUUUAUGGUCUUAUCAAAUGAUAUUGACGAUAUGUAAUUAUUUUUUGACAAAAUAACUUAAGUGGAUUCUAGUAUGUAUGUAUUCUAAAUUCAUACCUUCUGCUCAAAUAUGAACGAGACGUUAUCAAUAAAACGGUCCGCGGAUGACAUAUGGCAAAAAUAAAUUUUUUGUUUUUUAGUAGGACUGUUAUAAGCUUACAUGGCAAAUUUCAGCGUGAUAUGUCACAUAGUUUGUUUUCUGUGCUACUGUAAACAAGUCAAGCUCGAGUGUGUUCUUCGAAUUCUCUUUUAUGACUUCAAUUGUCUCAAAAUGUUUUCCACGGAGCGGCAACUUGAGCUUGGGAAACAGGAAAAAGUCACAUGGAGCCAUAUCAGGCGAAUACGGUGCUUGCGGAACGAUAUUAACAUUAUUUUUGUUCAAAUAAUCGCGAACAAGACGUGAUGUGUGAGCUGGUGCAUUAUCGUGAUGCAAGAACCAUGACUUGUUGUCCCACAAUUCCUUCCUUUUAAGACGAAUGUUCUCGCGCAAACGCUUUAAAACGUCUAAAUAAUAUUCAGCGUUAACCGAUUUUGCGAUUUGUGCGAUUUUCAAGUACAAUUUCCUUUACUUUUCCGAUGUUUUCGUCGUUUACUGAUGUUGCUGGACGACGUUCAUGAGGCAAGUUUUCAACCGAUGUACGGCCCUCUUUGAACGAUUUGUACCAUUGGAAAACACGUGCACGCGAUAGAGCAGAGUCCCCAUAGGUUGUCUGCAACAUUUUUAAGGCGUCUGAAGUCGAAAUUUUGUUAGAAUAACAAAAUUUCAAACAAAUUCUUUGUUCAACUUGAAUUUCCAUCGUUAAAUUCGAAGAACACACUCGAGCUUGACUUGUUUACAGUAGCACAGAAAACAAACUAUGUGAGAUAUCACGCUGAAAUUUGCCAUGUAAGCUUAUAACAGUCCUACCAAAAAACAAAAAAUGUAUUUUUGCCAUAUGUCAUCCGCGGACCGUUUUAUUGAUAACGUCUCGUUCAUAUUUGAGCAGAAGGUACAUAAAAAAGAAAUUCUAAAUCUCAAAUAAUUAUUUAAUUUUGCUAUUAUAGUCGAGAAUUGUUUGAUCCAGCAGUAAAAACUGCUAGAGUAAAUUAAUGAAAUCUCUUUUUUCACUAAAGAAGUUAUUUUUGCUGAAACUUUUGCAAUUAUUUUCUAAUUUUUUUUUUCAAUUCUUUGCUUUUAUUUAAAAAUUACAAUAAAUUACAAUCUGUUGCACCUUUGUAAUCCACAUUACACACAGAGAAGUUGUGGGGCAACUCUUUUGCAUCGCCGCUCGAAGGGUGCGAUGUACUCAAAAUGCCUUGCGUCCAAAAUAUCUUGCGUCGGCAAGACUUUUACUGUUUCUCCUACUGAAAAAGAAUGUUUCCGGAUUACCAAGUUUACUUAUUUUCCUCAAAUUUUAACAAAAAAAAAAAUAAUUUAAUGCGGAUUAUUCCGUUCUUGGUGAUAAGAGAGAGAAGAGUUUGUGUUCGCGCGGACUAUUCCGUCGACUGAUGCAAAAGGGUUAUAUCCUGUUUUUUUUUUUUUGGUUUUAGUAAAGAAGCUAAUGCGCGCACAUUUAAAAAUUUAACUAAAUUCACACAUAACAAAUUUUAUUAUGUUUAUGUAUAAAAAUUUGAAAAUUCUCAUUCGCGCCCUUUAAAUGCCAAAAUAUUAUAUUAUAUAAAAUGUGAAAAAAGAGCGAAACACUUUUUAGUAUAUAAAGUAACUUUCAGUAGCUCUCAAUAGUUUGUAUAUAUGUACAUACAUACCUAUGUGUGGCAUCAUUCCAUACUCUGCAAGAAAACUGAUCCAUCAUCUGAUACUCAGUGCUGAUAAAUUCUGGAGUAAUGUUCACUUCAGGUUUUAAGAAUAAUGUGAAAUAUUUUAUGUACACGAUUCUGUUGUGUACAUAUGAUAUACAUAAAUAUGUGAAUUUAAAUAUUAAUCACUUCUAACACGUGGAAAGAUGUUUUUUUGCUUACAAAUGGCGUACUUUCUAGCCGCGUGAGUUUAGUUGUCUCUCAUUCCUCCAUUUGUGGAAUAACUUCAAGAUGCACACAACCUAAUAAAGGAUGUACAUCCUAAUUAUGUAUACAUAUAUGCAUAUUUUUUUUUUUUUAAUUGUUUGUAUGUAUGUAUGUACAAAUGUACCUGUUCCUCUAUGAAUUUAUCGGAGUUUCAGUCGCUUGAACGAAGUAGUUUUCUGGUGGGGUAGCAUCUGAACACACAUUUAUUACUGGCAUAGGAAAAUCCUAAGCUUCCGUGAAUUUUGUUUUUAAUCGCGUAACAAAUUUCUUCACAAAGUCAUCUGGUUUCUUCAAGGUACUCUUAAUAAUAUUUAUUUACUUUUUGAGGUUAAUUAUAUGUAUUUUUUGUGUGUGUUUAUUUAUGCACUAUUAUGUCAGCUGUUGUUAUUGUUGUUGUUUUCACAUUAAGCUACUCCUUCUAGACUUAAAAAAGAAAUAAAUAUAUAAAAUAUAUCUCUGUUAUCGAUGUAAAAUAAUGUUAUAUAAUUCAUUCAUCUGCGUACAUGUGUGUAUGUGUGUGCGCUUGCAUAGGUUGUGUGUGCGUGUGUGUGUCAAGGUGUGAAUACGUGCGCGUAUGCGCCAGGAAGUUUACAAAUGAUCUCAUGUUGUGAUAUUAAUAUUUGAGUAUGUUUACACUGUACAAAUGCUUUAUUUGCUUUGCCAAUUGGCUCAGUUGUAGUUGUUGCGCCGACCAUUAUUUUGCACUCAGUGCAUACAAUGAAGUCGGUUUAAUAAUCGUCUUUUGCUUACAAAUACCCCCAUAUAUUGUUUGAUUAAAUUGUCAGUUAUAAUUAAUUUGCAAUUCGAAAUUUUGUUGUUGGACUCCAUUCUGUGUCGCUUCUCACACUUGAAAUGAAAUGAAAACAAUUUUAAAUAUUUUUUUCUUGUUUUUUACAACUAGCGCAUAUGCAGCAUUCGAAAGCGCUAUAAAUAAGGUGCAUACAUACACAUGUACAUAAUUAAUGAUUUAAGAAACAAGUAAACUUGAAAUAAUUUCAGCGCUGUUGAAUAAGUAUUUAGAGAAACAACUGUCAAAGGUAUUCACGGCAUUACAGUAAACAAAGAAAACAUAAAAUAAGACAACAGAGCAAAGUAUGUAUUGUGAAAUGAAAGAGAAAUUGCGGGCAAGUGGUGAUUUCCAAAAUUAAAAUUCAACCAAUCAUGCACAUGAAAUAAAACCACUUUAAACAAAAACCAAAACCAAAAAAAAAACAGAUUUGAAAAAAUUUGAAUGACGCAACAAAACACAAGAGUUUUAAGAACAUAGAAAAAAUAUUAAACAUUAAUUUGCAAACAUUUUCUACAAAACAACAAAAAGAAUGAAUGAAAUGAAAAAGAGAAACAAAACCUUUUUACUUAAAUUUGCAAGUGAAAGCACUGAUUUUUAACAAAAGGAAAUACAAUUACUAAAAAUACAUACAUACAAGUGUACAUAUAUAGAAACAUACUUUAUGCAUUAACUUAUAUUGUAUAUUUACGUAUUAUUUCCACCUAGUAUACAUACCUACCCACUACCUACAUAUUUAUCUACCUACCGACUUUCUCAUCACACAAAUAUUUAUGGCUUUCUUUAUGGCGGCGAAGUUAUAAUUAUUUUCAGCUAUACUAUACCCUAUACGCAGUGGUGGCCGUAGCAUACAUACAUACAACUGCGUCUAAUAUUUCCAAAAAAUUUUGAUUUUAAUUUUAACGAGAGACUGUUAAGUUUUAUUACUUAAGCUGCGAUUAGUGGUGUCGUGUCUUAGCCAUAACCUUAGCAUUAGCAAUCAGCUGUUUUUUGGCAAAAUGCAAAUAUUGCCAUUAAUUCUACUUCAAUAUCAGCUAUUUAAGGUUACGGCCCGACUAAUCGACAAAAGCUGUAAUGUUGCGGCUAUGGUUAUGAUUACGGCUAUGGCGUUAUGGCUAUGGCACCACUAAUUGCAGCUUUACUUUUAAACGUAAGGCAACUAAGUAAAAAUUAUAGAUUUUCCCACAAUAGUUUUUAUGUUAUAAAAUCUGAAUCCUUUUAUACCAGAGAAAUCAACUGGAGUACUGGCCCCUUUCCAACUCUUAACGAAAAACAACAACGGAAAAUAAAUUUUAUUUGUACUUCUAGAUCCAAGAUAAAGCAAAAGAUCUCCUAAUGAGCUGAAAAGACUUCUGCAUUCAUCGGUAGUCUGUGCGUCUCUUAAGCAUUCAGCAAUAGAUUCACCCAUGGGAAGCAUUCUUACUGAUUCUUUAAAAGCUCUCAUAAGCUUAUCGUACAUUUUCUUUUCAACUGAUAACGAAAUGGCCAAUGUUAGAGGAGCUAAAGUGCGCAACAUGCCUGCUCGUCUCUCAGGUUUGUAUGUUAUACCCGUCAAAAGAGGUAAAUGAACAUUUGUUAAUCCAAAUGAUGUUAUCCCCUUCUCAAUAUUUUUGUUAUCAACUUUCAACUUAAAUCUAGCGGCUGACAAACGAUUUUGAAGGCGGUUAAGACAUCAAUUAGAGGUGUUGCCAGUUUAAAAUUCCACUGUAAAUUUGGGAGAGUUUCCCUAAUUAUGUCUGAACAUUCUUGUACUGUGAAU